Xyrauchen texanus (razorback sucker) is the source of this 5351-nucleotide messenger RNA. It is a transcript of the gene adam17b, whose product is annotated as ADAM metallopeptidase domain 17b. Bases 497 to 3016 code for a protein of 839 amino acids. Gene Ontology annotation, cellular component: plasma membrane. The record is from RefSeq and is a predicted model, not a curated record. Gene Ontology annotation, molecular function: metalloendopeptidase activity. The transcript is spliced from 19 exons. Lineage: Eukaryota; Metazoa; Chordata; Actinopteri; Cypriniformes; Catostomidae. Gene Ontology annotation, biological process: Notch signaling pathway; membrane protein ectodomain proteolysis.
AGCGCGUUCGUUUUUGAGACGCAGCCCGAGAGUUGAUCCUCAUACGUAACUACCGCAAACACGCCAAAAACAUUAUUUAAAACCCUUACGUAAUUUCGCUUUUUGAUAACGUCUCCAAUGCGAUCUCUAGAUAAAGAUAAAAGUGAUUUCCUGCUAUUGUAUUUUGACGCGUUAAAACAGAUCCCUCCAUCCACACGAAAUACUUCCGGGUAUUUCACUAUACACUCCAGAUUUUGGCAUGAUUCGUUUUUAGAGUGAUUUUUUUUUUAAACUUUAUAACACCAAACGGCAUGUAGGUGAGCGUAUUUGUGGUCUUGUUUGGUACUUCCUUGAUACUUUGUCGCUGUGUUUUGAUUCAACCAGCUGUGAGCGCAUGAAUUUGGUUGACCAUGUCCAGAUGUUGAUUUCAAACAGUUUGAUAAUCCAUAGGAUUAAAUACCGCUGCCGCUAUGUUGCGUGAAGUACUGUAUGCUGCAUUAACGACGUCCUCCUCGCCAUGAAACGCGUCGUUUUCUUUCUGGCGUCUAUAUUCUUGACGGAGUGUUCAAAAAGACCCAUUAGAGAUGUCCUAGACGGCGAGCAUGAGCAGCUCAGCUCAAUGCUUUCAGACUUUGAUGUUCUUCAGCUGUCGAAUCUUCAACAACAUUCGGUUCGCAAGAGAGACGUCCAGUCGCACACACAUGCAGAGAGGCUUCUCAGUUUCACUGCAUUACAGAGGCAUUUCAAAUUGUAUCUGACAACCAACACUGAUCUUUUCACUCAUGACUUUAAUGCUGUGGUGGUUGGGGAAGAUGGCACUCAGGAAAUGUAUGAGGUCCAGAGGGAAAAUUUCUUCACCGGCCAUGUUGUUGGAGAGGUGAAUUCGCGAGUCCAAGCACAUAUUGGCAACAAUGACUUAACUGCCCGCAUUCUUACUGAUGAAGCUGAAUACACCAUUGAGCCACUGUGGAGGUUUAUUGAAGACCCUCGGGAUGGUCGGUUACUCGUAUAUCGCUCUGAGGACAUUAGAAAUGUGAGCCGGAUGGCAGCUCCCAAAGUUUGCGGCUACAUCAACACAGAUGCUAGUGAGAUACUGCCAGAGAGUGCGCAGGCUAGAGUACUAGAAGAAGAUGAUGAGGAGAAGGAUGGGCAUCUGAGAGAAAAGAGGCAAACCUUGGACCACAGUAAGAACACCUGCCCCCUGCUGCUUGUGGCUGACUACCGCUUUUUUAGACACAUUGGCCGUAAGGAGGAGAGCACCACCUUAAACUACCUGAUUGAGCUGAUUGAUCGCGUGGAUGACAUUUACCGGAAUACAUCAUGGGAUGAGGAAUAUAAAGGUUAUGGAGUUCAGAUUCAGCAGAUCAUAAUUAAUAAGACACCCACACAAGUAGAGCCAGGAGGCGCCCACUUCAAUAUGAAAGGGACCCCGGUGAAGAACAAAGAUGUCUGGGAUGUCAAGAGGCUGCUGGAGCAAUUUAGUAUUGACAUUGCAGACAAUGCAUCAAAGGUGUGCUUGGCUCAUCUGUUCACAUAUCAGGAUUUUGAUGAAGGCACAUUAGGCUUGGCUUAUGUGGCCCCAUCCAAACCAGGCUUUCCUGGAGGGCUUUGCUCUGAAAAGUGUCCUCCAUCAGGAACUAACAGUCGUGCUAUAUACCUUAACACUGGUCUAACCAGCACCAAAAAUUAUGGAAAAACCAUUCUUACUAAGGAAGCAGACUUGGUUACCACCCAUGAGCUUGGCCACAAUUUUGGUGCCGUGCAUGAUCCAGAUGACGUACCGUACUGUGCACCCAGAGAGGACCAGGGGGGGAAAUAUGUAAUGUACCCUAUUGCAGUGAGUGGUGACCACUCCAACAAUAAACUGUUUUCCAACUGUAGUAAGAUCUCCAUAGCAAAGAGACUGAGAUCCAAAGCCUCCACCUGCUUCAGAGAGAGGAACAGCAAUGUGUGUGGAAAUUCACGGGUGGAGGAAGGGGAGGAGUGUGAUCCUGGACUGCUCCACCUCAACAAUAACCGCUGCUGCACCGCUAACUGCAAACUGCGGCCCAAUGUGGAGUGCAGUGACAGGAACAGUGCAUGCUGCAAAGACUGCAUGUUUGAGAAGCAUGGCAAGGUGUGUCAGGAGCCAAUGGAUGCCACCUGCAAGGGCAGGUCUUACUGCACAGGAAAAAGCAGUCAGUGCCCUCCUCCAGAGAACCUUUCCGAUAAGACCAUCUGUGUGGACAACGGGCGGUGUCUGAAUGGAGAUUGCAUCCCUUUCUGUGAGGCUGUUAAGAACCUGCAGUCGUGUGCUUGCAAUGAAACAAACAACUCUUGUAAGGUGUGCUGCAGGGGUAAGAGUGGGGUGUGCUCUCCCUAUGUUAAUGACAAGGGCAACCCUCUUUUUCUGCGGAAAGGCAAACCCUGUACAGUGGGCUUUUGUGAUGGAGCAGGCAAAUGCAUGAAACAGGUCCAGGAUUUUAUAGAGAGGUUGUGGGAUUUCAUUGAGAAGCUUGACAUCAAUACUUUUUGGAAAUUCUUGGCAGAUAACAUUGUUGGCUCAGUGGUGGUCUUCUCCCUGCUCUUCUGGAUCCCUCUCAGCAUUCUGGUCCACUAUGUGGAUAAAAAACUUGACCAGCAGUAUGAGCUGAAUACCAAGUCACUCUUCUACCCCAGUAAUGCAGAGCUGCUGAGCAGUCUAGAAUCCGCUUCGGUGCGGAUCUUUAAACCAGUAUCCUCAUCUGGCAUGUCUGCUGUGCCACGCUUCCAGGCGUCUAGUCCCCUGCAGACCAGCAUGCCACCUGUCUCCCUUUCCCAGGUGGCUCCAGCCCCAGCUCCGUGUCCUCUGCCCACCAUGGAGCCCCCACGCAUGGCCACAAUUCAAGAAGACCUCAGCUACGAUUCCCACCUGGAUGAACAUGCCCUGGGAGAAGACUUCCCUAAUACUGGUUCUGCGUCACAUUCCUUUGAUGAUCUGACGGAGAACCGAGAGAACGUCAUGUCCUUCAGGACAAAGAGGCAUGCACAGAAUAACAGCAAAGAGACAGAAUGUUGAAUGCAUGAUUGUAUAAAAUGCGAUAGAAUGAAAUUAAUGGGAAAUCUGAGUAUGGCUGAAUGAUAGAGGGAGUAUAUUAUUGGGAAUACUUAAAGCUAAGCAUUGGGAUGUAAUAAUAUAUUCUUACAGUUCCAGUAUUGCAGUAUGUUUAAAGAGUGCUGGACUUUUAUUAAUGGAAUAAUUCACCCAAAAAUGAAAAUUUAGCUGAUAAUUUACUCACCCUCAGGCCAUCCAAGUUGCGUAUGACCUCCUUUCUUCAUCAGAACAGGAUUUAGGAUUUUUAGGAAUGUAAUUAUCUAAUGUAAAUGAAAAGUGUACUUUUUGGACCAUCAAAAAUUGGUGUUCAUUCAUUUGCAUUGGAUGAAGCUAAAAACCUGGGAUUCUUUCCUACCUUAUAUCCUGUUCUGAUGAAGAAAGAAAGCCAUAUACUUCUUGGAUGGCCUGAGGGUGAGUAAAUUAUCAGGAAUUUUCAUUUUUGGGUGCACUAAUCCUCUAAGGGACAAAAGGCACAAAUUAUUCAGUGACCAGGCAUUAGAUGGGAAUUAAUCCUGUUUCGCACACACUGGAUCUGAACAAGGUUAUAAACACGUGACCAGUUUCAUAGUUAAAGGAAUAGUUCACCCAAAACUGAAAAUCUAAGAUGUGCAUGACCUACUUUGUUCUGCUGAACACAAAAAAGAUUUUUAGGAGAAUAUCUCUGCUCUGUAGGUCCAUACAAUGCAACUGAAUGGUGAUCAGGCCUUUGAAGCUCCAAAAAGAAGAUAAAGUCAGUUUAAAAGUAAUCCAUGUCUUCUGAAGCAAUCCAGUUGGUUUUUGGUGAGAACGGACUAAAAUCAAAAAUGUUGUGUCUUGGUACAAUCAUGAUUUAAAGCUCGACUACACUUCCUAGUUCUUGACGCACGUGCAGAGUGCUAAAUGGCUAAAGGAAGUGUAAUCGAGCUUGAAAACAUGGUCAUCAAAUAGACAGCAAUGUUGACAUGUUUUGGUCUGUUCUAACCCAAAAUCAACUGAGCCAAUUCAGAAGACAUGGAUUAAACCACUGGAGUUUUAUGGAUUACUUUAUCUGGCUUUAUGUCCUUUUGGAGCUUCAAAGGUCUGAUCACCAUUCACUUGCAUUUGAAAAAUCUCCAUUUGUGUUCUGCAGAAUAAAGAAAGUCAUACACAUCUGGGAUGGCAUGAGGGUGUGUAAAUGAGUGUUAAUUUUUGGGUGAACUAACAAGUUAAAGGCUUUACACGCUAAUACAGUGUUUACAGGUCUGAGGGAUUUCGCAGAGGAUUUUCGCAUGCUAGUAGAUCUUGAGACCCGUUAUUUUAUGAAUAUACCCAUAAUGUUUUCAGAUACUAAGUUUUACAUGUAUGUGCUCUGACAUUCACUAGCAAAUUACAUUUUGUAACCUCUAUAGGCCUGGUGCUUUCAUUUUUUUUUAUUCUUUGCAAAAGACAAUCAUAUUCCAUUUUUAGGGGUAUUUGAUAUUUUCAGAUUUUGGCACUGAAUUACUUGUUUAGUUUAAUGUGUAAAGAUUGCUUUUUUGUACUGUGCUUAAAUGUCAACAAGUUGCAGUACUGUUACUUAUACAUAAUACAGCAGACAUGUUUUCACAUUGGCUUUAUAUGAAACUAAAGUCAUUGUAUACUUAAAAAGACAGAUAAUUAGCUUUAUUUCUCCAAGCCAUUAUACUUGUUCUGCAUCACAAUAUGCAAGAAUAUGCAUCUUGCAGCUGCUCUUAAAAGAAUGUGUAUUGAUAUUGAACAGUAUCUAAAGUGCCUUGUAUUUUUUUUCCGUUUGUGUCUUAGAAAUAUUUACUCCAUAUGUUUUGUGUAACAUUUAUGUAAGACUCAGUGUAAUUUGUAGGUGGCUGUAACCACCUUUGAAUCUUAUUCAAAAUAUGAGUUCAGCGGGCUGUUUGUUCAGUGUAUGAAAUUGUGUUACCAAGUGUAUUAGUGUAAUUUUCUAUCAAAAGUACUCUAAUUAGUACAAACAUGCAAUGUGGAAUCCCGAUUCUUGGUGUCGAUUAAAGGGAUCGUUAUGUCAUCAUUUACUCAUCUUAAUGCUGUUACAAUACUUUUUUCUUCCAUGGAACACUAAAGGAGAUGUUGACAGCCACUAUUCACUUUCCAUUUAAGUUAAAAUUACAAAAAGAUGCAAUGAAAGUGAAUAAUGACUGGGGCUCAUGUCAUAUGGGCUUGGAACCGCAUGAGGGUGAAUAAAUGACAGAAUUGAAAUUUGUAUUUGAACUGUCCUUGCUUUGGUUCCUAAACAAUGCAUGGAACAUUAAAACUGUGUUUUGUAUAACAAUGUAUAGUUUUCAUUUUUAAAUAAAAAUGUUGCCCUUUA